Molecule: messenger RNA, 1356 nt
Organism: Peronospora belbahrii
Lineage: Eukaryota; Oomycota; Peronosporomycetes; Peronosporales; Peronosporaceae
Source: the annotation of a GenBank genome assembly
AUGAAGCUCACAAUUAAGACACUACAAGGUGUAGCUUUCUCUUUAGACACUGAACUUACAGAUACUGUGUUGGCCGUUAAGGAAAAGAUUGAAAAGCUACAGCAGUUUCCAAUCUCGCAACAGAAACUUAUUCAUGCAGGAAAAGUACUAAAGGAUGAUAGUACAUUGGCUGAAUACAAUGUGAAAGAGAAUGAUUUUCUAGUUGUAAUGGUCACAAAACCAAAGGCGGCAAAACCCUCAGCUACGACGACAACAGCUUCUUCUACAACUUCAGUCUCAACGACGGAUGCUGCACCGGUAGUCCCGGUGUCUGCUCCUGCUUUCAAUACAUCAUCAGCAUCCAGCAGCUCUUCAGCUACUGCUCCGGCGGUAUCAACGCCAUCGGUUCCUCCUGCUACGACUGCUGCAAAUGCUUCGACGGGAGAAGGCAGUAACGUUGUAACUGCCGAGCAGAUGGGCGCAACGGUGCAACAGCUUGUGGAUAUGGGCUUUCCCGAAGAUCAAGUGCGCAGUGCCCUGCGUGCGGCUUUCAACAACCCAGAACGUGCAGUUGAGUACCUGAUGACAGGCAUUCCUGAACAGGUUGCAGCUCCCCCGCAGACGCCUACUCCUUCAGGUGGAGCAGGUGCGGGAAGUGGCGCCAGUGUUGGUGGCGACGAAACGGCAAACACGCUCGAAGCGCUCCGCAACCACCCGCAGUUCGACGCGCUGCGUCAACUGGUGCAGUCCAACCCGGCGGCGUUGCCUGCAGUGCUUCAGCAGAUUGGUGUGCAGAGCCCAGAGCUGCUACGCUUGAUUCACCAGAACCAGGACCGCUUUGUGCAACUGCUAAACGAACCUAUUGGAACCCGUGAAACAGGAUCAGCGCCUAGCGGCGUGGGUGCAGCACCGUUCGACUUGGGUAUAGGUGGUGGCGGUGCCAUGCCGACCCCUCAACAAAUACAGCAGUUGGUGGACUCGCUCACACCAGAGCAGCAGACUCAAAUGGCAGCACAAAUGGGAAUGAGUCCCGAACAGCUUCGUGGUCUUUCUCAAAUGCUUAGCAACCUACCACCUGGAGCAAUGGAGCAGAUGAUGGCUUCAAUGGGCAGCGGUGGUUUGGAAGACCUUAGUGGAGGUGCAGGUGCUGGUGUGGGCGGCCACCGCAUCAUGCUAUCUGAGGAGGAAGCCGCUGCUGUCGAUCGACUGUGCGAGAUGGGAUUUGAGCGCACGGAUGUGAUUCAGGCAUACUUGGCAUGCGACAAGAAUGAGGCAUUGGCAGCCAAUUUCCUCAUGGAUAGCGGAGACAGCUUUGGCGGCAGCGCUGCCGGUGGUGCAGGAGGCCAGGGCGACGACAACGAUGACAUUUACGGCUAA